AUGUCUAGCAAGGGCUGUUCAUCACCAUCGCCACCGAUUGUGAUACGAUCUGUGUGGGCCUAUAACCUAGAACCGGAGUUUCGCUUAAUUCAAUCCAUCAUCGACGAUUACCCUUACGUUUCAAUGGACACGGAGUUUCCGGGCGUCGUUGUUCGCCCGAACCCCGGUUACAACUACAUCUGUCAACAGACCCCUUCCGACCACUACCUCCUCCUCAAAUCUAAUGUUGAUGUCUUGAAACUUAUCCAGGUCGGUCUAACCCUCACCGAUGCGAACGGAAACCUCCCCGAUCUAGGCGAAAACGACUCCCAAACCCGAUUCAUAUGGGAGUUCAACUUCAAGGAUUUUGAUCCGUCACGGGAUCAGUACGCUUCUGACUCGAUCGAGCUGCUGAAACGACAAGGGAUUGAUUUUCAGAAGAAUCACGACUACGGAAUAGACUCGGUCAAAUUCUCUGAGCUGAUGAUGUCGUCGGGGUUGGUCUGUAACGAGCUUGUGAGCUGGGUUACGUUUCACAGUGCUUACGAUUUCGGGUACUUGGUUAAGAUCUUGACUGGGCGAGGUUUACCCGAUGAAAUGACGUUGUUUAUGGAGCUUUUGAAAACUUUCUUUGGGGAUAAGGUGUAUGAUGUUAAACACCUGAUGAGGUAUUGCGAAGGUCUUUAUGGUGGUUUGGAUCGGGUGGCUAAGACCCUCGAGGUGGAGAGGGCAGUCGGUAAAUCUCAUCAAGCCGGGUCAGAUAGCUUACUGACAUGGCACACCUUUCAGAAGAUUAGGGAUCUUUGCAGCGGUGGACAUGAGAAAUAUGCUGGCGUUCUUUAUGGGGCCUUAAGUCUGAAUUCUGAAAGCUUGAAUGGUGACAUUUUGCAACAGGGGAGGAAGAUGAUUUAGAAGAGCUCUGCUGAAAAUCUUCAUCACUGUUUUAUUUGGCAUUCAAGAAGGAAUGAAUCUGCCUGUUUGCGUCUGAAUGGUUGUGGUAUUUUACUUUUCAUUUUAGAAUUGGACAACAUCAAAUCAUGCUCUUAAAAUUGUGUAUAGCAAGAAUAAAUAAAUUGAAAUUUUUAAAAUUUGUACAAGGUUAAUGGAAAGAAAAAAAAAAAGAAACAAUUCCUAUGGUCUUUAACAUAUAACAAAAUAGCAUCAUACAGUCG
This is a messenger RNA of Lactuca saligna, 1151 nucleotides long. Lineage: Eukaryota; Viridiplantae; Streptophyta; Magnoliopsida; Asterales; Asteraceae. The record is from the annotation of a GenBank genome assembly.